Messenger RNA from Cladophialophora immunda, 1227 nucleotides. Its product is annotated as methionine adenosyltransferase. Gene Ontology annotation, cellular component: cytosol. Gene Ontology annotation, biological process: S-adenosylmethionine biosynthetic process. Bases 1 to 1227 code for a protein of 408 amino acids. Gene Ontology annotation, molecular function: ATP binding; methionine adenosyltransferase activity. NCBI's taxonomy places the organism in Eukaryota, Fungi, Ascomycota, Eurotiomycetes, Chaetothyriales, Herpotrichiellaceae. The transcript has 5 exons. The record is from RefSeq and is a predicted model, not a curated record.
AUGUCUCAGCCCGUUCGAUUUCAGUUCAGCUCGGAGGCCGUGGGCAGAGGCCACCCCGACAAAAUCGGUGACCAGAUCUCUGACGCACUCCUCGACAAAUGCCUCGAAGAAGAUCCUCUUUGCAAAACUGCCAUCGAGGUCGCCGUGGGACGCGGAUUUGUCCUCGUAUUUGGCACGCUCACGGCAAGAGUCGAACGGGUUGACGUCGUCGAAACGGUUCGAGAGGUCCUCCGAGACAUUGGAUAUAUAGACCUAACGAUGGAUAUUCACUGCGACACCUGCGAAGUGAUCGAUCGUGUGGAGAGGUGUAUUCCCUCCAGAUUACUGUCUCCAGAGGGGCCACCGACGUCCUUGCGCGACGUGCCAGCGGGAGAUCAGGGAAUGACUUUCGGUUACGCCACGGACGAAACAUCUUCUCUACUCCCCUUAACGGUAUUGCUCGCGCAUAACAUCACGAAAGCUCUCGACGCGGCGAAACGAUCCGGCGAGCUCCCAUGGGUACGAUCCGACACGAAAGCGCAGGUCACUGUGGAGUACGAAUCCGAGGGCGGCCAUUUGACUCCUCGCCGGAUCACUGACGUCGCAGUGACAUUGCAGCACGAUCGAACCGUAUCGGUAGGCACUCUGCGGACAGAAAUCCGAGACAGAAUCCUGGGGCGAGUCCUCCCGGCGGAUCUUAUCGACGGAUCGACAAAAUACCGAAUCCAACCUUGCGGGGACUAUGGAAUCGUACCGUCCGGGAAGUUCGCGGGGAUGACGGGUCGCAAAAUUGUGGCCGACACUUACGGGGGUUGGGGGAGCCACGGCGGAGGGGCACUCUCAGGGAAAGACUUUCGACAGGUUGAUCGCACCGGAGCUUAUCUCUCGAGAUGGAUUGCAAAGUCGCUUGUUGCCGCUGGUUUUGCAAGUCGCUGUAGUGUUCAGCUGGCUUGGUGCGCGGACGACCCUUGCCCCAUCAGCCUUUCGAUAGACACCUACGGCACGGGGAAAAGACCCUCUGCAGAGCUGGAGGAAAUGGUCCGUCAGCAUUUUGAUAUGCGGCCCGGCGCAUUGGCGUUGGAGUUUGGUCUCAACAAGCCGAUCUUUAUGAAAAUCUCGAGGCAUGGACACUUUGGUGACCGAUCUUUACCGUGGGAGAAACCAAAGUGUUUCUCUGGAUGGCUUACGGCUAUUGACUCUCAUGGUGUAGCAACUCAAAUAUCCGCGCUGCAAAGCCCGUCAGGUUGA